GAAAACUCCGCUGAUGUCGCUGCCAUCGUUCGGAAGGGUUCGGUUUCAAAAUGGCAGCCCCCAUGAUGAAAUUUGUGUUACAUGAUUCUGUGCCAAAGGCACUGGAGUCUUGUGUUGGACCUGAGUCAUAUGGCUAUUUGUGUGGGAUUUGGAAUCGAGAGAAAUGGAUAGUAAUUGGAGCACUUUCAUGUCGUGUUCAGAAAUUGUCUUCGCUUGUUAGCCAGCUGAAAGAAACUCUAGUUCUUCUCCCUGGAGGUGUAGGAAUAUGUGGUGUGUAUUAUGGUAGUCAGGAGACAAUUACCGAGGAGCACGUAAAGCAGUUUGCAUUCAAGAAUCUAACUGCUGAAUUUCAGGAGAUUUCUGGAUGUGAGUCGCCAUGCAUUGUAGCAGUACAUUUAGUGGCGGGUGUUAAGCCCAGUAAUAUCUAUCAGUAUGACAUCAGGAACACAGUUAUAUCUCAGCCUGCAUGCUGCAUCUCGGACGUGCCUUCGGAUAAAGUUGUGCUAAGAGUCCAGGGCAAGCUACGACUCAGUUUUGACCUUAGUGGCAAUAUAUGUGAGACAUUGGCGAGUAUCAGAAGUGCAGUGUCAGACCUUAAGCAGCUGGUGAGCAGCAACGUCUCUGCAUUCCACGUACGGCAGAGCAAUGUGCUGCUGCAGAAGGAUGCCAGCAGUAGCCUGAUGUUUGUCUCUGACCUGUGGGCAUCACUGCAGACAGAUGACGCUAGAGCGAUGGAGGCGAAAAAGAAGACCGUGCAGAAACGAGCUGUUGUGGAUGUAGGCCUGCUACUACAGACAACAGGUGAUAAUGCUGUUGGAAGGACUCUCACGUGCAUACCUGUUAUCCAGCUAGAAAUGAAGGCUUUUACCACUGUGAUACACCAGCUUUCCAUAGAUGCAGUUGCCAUAGUGAUGGAGUCUGAUCCUGCUGCUAAAAUGACGGUCGUACUGUGUCAAGCUGUGUGCCGCCAACUGGAUGCCAUUGACUUGAGCUUCAGGAAAUUCCACAAGUGUGUGCAGUCGUCAUUGAUGAGGCCCCACCACUUCAACCCAGACAUGCUUGAACACCUUGUGACAACUAUAUAUCCUGACAGCAUGGAUGAUGCAGCGCUAGAGAGCUACCGAAAAGAACUGCAUGAGAGAUUACACCUACCAGACGAUCGGCCAUUGUUGAAAAAGGCUGAAUGCACUUUUUAGUGCAUGUAGCCAGGCGAUCGCGGGUAUCUUACUAACCCUCAUGUAGGGCUUUUGCCAUCUGGUGUGAAUGGUGGAAGACAGUACUUGGUGCAGGGUGUGUAUGCGUACCACCACUACAUGCAAGACCGAAUAGAUGACAACCACUGGGGCUGU
This is a messenger RNA of Priapulus caudatus, 1349 nucleotides long. Its product is annotated as ufm1-specific protease 2-like. The transcript has 11 exons. The record is from RefSeq and is a predicted model, not a curated record. Bases 51 to 1196 code for a protein of 381 amino acids. Lineage: Eukaryota; Metazoa; Priapulida; Priapulimorpha; Priapulimorphida; Priapulidae.